Oncorhynchus keta (chum salmon) is the source of this 1788-nucleotide messenger RNA. Its product is annotated as protein-L-isoaspartate(D-aspartate) O-methyltransferase-like. Gene Ontology annotation, molecular function: protein-L-isoaspartate (D-aspartate) O-methyltransferase activity. Gene Ontology annotation, biological process: protein modification process. NCBI's taxonomy places the organism in Eukaryota, Metazoa, Chordata, Actinopteri, Salmoniformes, Salmonidae. Gene Ontology annotation, cellular component: cytoplasm. The record is from RefSeq and is a predicted model, not a curated record. The coding region runs from base 144 to 947 and encodes 267 amino acids. The transcript has 8 exons.
UAGAUUCUUGCUCUGGCAAUCAAAUCUGAGUGGUCAAAAACCCCACAUUUAAGAUGAAAUCUCCGAUUAGUUAAUUUAUAUACAACCAUCAUUUAUUCAGGGACUAGCUACAUGGAAAAAGCUGCAAGCUACGAAGUAAAAGUAUGUCGCGUGACGUGUCCCCUCCGUCUGUUUUGGAGGUUGUCAGUUUCAUAGGCAAAGGAGUUGGCGCAGGCGCGGCACUGACAGCCGCUCUCUACCUGCUCCGCAGAGUGUGUUUAAUAAUGGCCUGGAAAUCUGGAGGAGCUAACCACGCAGAGCUUGUAAACAACCUACGCAAAAAUGGGAUCAUCAAGUCGGACAAGGUCUAUGAAGUCAUGUUGGCCACAGACCGAGGCCAUUUCUCCAGAUGCAACCCUUACAUGGACUCCCCACAGGCAAUAGGCUAUCAAGCAACCAUCAGUGCACCACACAUGCAUGCCUAUGCCUUGGAGCUUCUGUACGAUCAGCUGUAUGACGGGGCCAAAGCUCUGGAUGUGGGGUCUGGCAGCGGAAUCCUUUCUGCGUGCUUUGCCCGAAUGGUAGGUCCCAAAGGGAAGGUGAUAGGAAUUGACCAUAUCAAGGAACUGGUAGAUGAUUCUAUAACCAAUGUAAAGAAGGAUGACCCCGGCUUGAUAACAUCAGGUAGAAUAAAACUAAUCGUGGGAGACGGGCGGAUGGGCCAUCCAGAGGAGGCGCCUUACGAUGCCAUCCACGUGGGCGCGGCAGCACCCAACGUGCCACAAGCACUCCUUGAUCAGCUGAAGCCAGGCGGCAGGCUGAUUCUGCCCGUGGGGCCGGCCGGAGGGAACCAGAUGCUGGAGCAGUACGACAAGCUGGAGGACGGCAGCACCAAGAUGAAGCCCCUGAUGGGGGUGAUUUAUGUGCCUUUAACAGACAAAGAGAAGCAGUGGUCCAGGUGGAAGUGACUUCCUAUUCCUUCUCUCCUUCACACAGUGGGCAAAGGGAUGAACUUUGAGGCGACAAACUGUCCAUAUACCACAUUUUCAAUGUGAGCCUGGAGGAGACUACUUUGGGUUCCAACAACAGCCAUUGGAAUUCUUUCAAAACAUUUUCUUUAUCAUGCUGAGGAAUAACCCCUGAGGUUGGGAAAAAGACUGUUAGAGAUUGAACAGAAGAAAGUGUCAGGGUUAGUCUUUUUUUCAGGCCUGCAUCUUUUUGGCGGGGGUUGUGAUUUUUUUCCUUUUGAAUAGCUGCAGGAUUUUGAGUUUAAAAUUAUUAUUUUUCUACAUUUUGGUUACAUCUGUGAGUUGCAAUCAACCAUUUCAACAAUAAUGCAUUUCAGCUCCAUCAAAGCUGAGUGUGAAGAGGGUGCCAGACUGUUCUGAUAAGGAAAGCCUCCCACAGUAUUUAAACAGGCACACGCAGGUUGCACAAAUGACUACUCUAUCCCACAUCCAGUUGUUUGACAUGCAGCACAUGGCAUUAAAGAAAGGACUAUUACACCUAGAUUUACUCGUACAGUUGGAUACAAGGCAAAAGCCAAACCACAACACUCUACAACAAGAGUGGAGUACAUCCACAUGGUUUCAAUGACAACAUUGUGUGCAGGCUUUACUGAUGACCGACACUAAAUGAAAUAGCCGGUGCUUUGCCAAAAUAAGCCUAAAUGCAAAGAAAAUGAAUGUCUGUAGUUUUUUUUUUUUUUAAACAUGGAAUUAAAAAACACUUAUUUUGGAUGGUCCAUGGCUUUCACAAUUUCUGGAAUGGCAAAAAUGAAAAUAAAGAGAUGCUUAUGUUUUUGUCCCA